CGCACCCCUUACCCCGCGCGCAUUCCGUCGAACACCUCGCCCGCACCCCAUCCCCACCGGCCGCCACCACCCACCACCAACCUUCCACAUGUGCACACGCGCCCUCCCCUCCACCUCCAUCUCCACCGCUAUAUAUCCUCGCGCCCCCUCCUCCCUCCACCGCUCCUCACCCCGUCUCCUCCGCCCCCUCCGCUGCCGCCUCUCCUCCCUCGCCUCCACCCCCUCCCUGUCCUCCCCCGCCGCCGCCGCCGCCAUGGAUCCCGUCGCGUCGUGGGGCCUGACCCCUCUCGAAGCCGCGGACCCCGUCGUCCACGACCUCCUGGAGCGGGAGAAGCGGCGCCAGCGGCGCGGCAUCGAGCUCAUCGCCUCCGAGAACUUCACCUCCUUCGCCGUCAUGGAGGCGCUGGGCUCCCCGCUCACCAACAAGUACUCCGAGGGCAUGCCCGGCGCCCGCUACUACGGCGGCAACGACGUCAUCGACGAGAUCGAGAACCUCUGCCGGUCCCGCGCUCUCGCCGCCUUCCGCCUCGACCCCGCUUCCUGGGGCGUCAACGUGCAGCCGUACUCCGGCUCGCCCGCCAACUUCGCCGCCUACACCGCGCUGCUGAACCCGCACGACCGGAUCAUGGGGCUCGACCUCCCCUCCGGCGGCCACCUCACGCACGGGUACUACACGGCGGGCGGGAAGAAGAUCUCCGCCACCUCGAUCUACUUCGAGAGCCUGCCGUACAAGGUGAGCGCCACCACCGGGUACAUCGACUACGAGAAGCUCGAGGAGAAGGCGCUGGAUUUCCGCCCCAAGCUCAUCAUCUGCGGUGGCAGCGCGUACCCGAGGGACUGGGACUACGCCAGGCUCAGGGCCGUCGCCGACAAGGUCGGGGCCCUGCUGCUCUGCGACAUGGCCCACAUCAGCGGACUCGUAGCCGCGCAGGAAGCUGCAAAUCCUUUUGAGUUUUGUGAUGUAGUUACCACUACCACACACAAAUCUCUCCGAGGGCCAAGGGCUGGCAUGAUCUUCUACAGGAAAGGCCCUAAGCCUCCCAAGAAGGGCCAGCCUGAGGGUGCUGUGUAUGAUUAUGAAGACAAGAUUAACUUUGCGGUGUUUCCAUCACUCCAAGGUGGUCCUCACAACCACCAGAUUGCUGCGCUUGCCGUAGCUCUGCAACAAACUAUGGCACCUGGUUUCAAGGCCUAUGCAAAGCAAGUGAAGGCCAAUGCUGUUGCCAUUGGAAACUAUCUCAUGAGCAAAGGCUACAAGAUGGUGACUGAUGGAACUGAGAACCACCUUGUUCUCUGGGAUCUCCGCCCUCUUGGCUUGACUGGAAACAAGGUUGAAAAGCUCUGUGACCUUUGCCACAUCACACUGAACAAGAAUGCUGUCUUUGGUGACAGCAGUGCAUUGGCUCCGGGUGGUGUCCGCAUUGGUGCCCCUGCGAUGACCUCUAGGGGUUUGGUCGAGAAGGACUUUGAGCAGAUUGGCGAGUUCCUCCACCAGGCGGUAACCAUCUGCCUGAACAUCCAGAAGGAGUAUGGCAAGCUCCUCAAGGACUUCAACAAGGGCCUGGUGAGCAACAAGGACAUCGAGAACCUCAAGACCAAGGUAGAGAAGUUCGCCGACUCCUUCGACAUGCCCGGGUUCACUCUCGAGAGCAUGAAGUACAAGGAGUAGAACAACACAGCAUGGCGUGGCCUUCUGUACUAAUCGUCAUCCAUCCGCUCUGCCCUUUUAAACCUUCUUUUGCCCUUACGAUGAUUAUGCCUUAUGGAUUUUGUCAACCCGUCAAGAUGAUAGGUUCAUAACGCCCCCUGCCUAUCUGCUUUGGUCGCCAUCCUUAUUCCGUCAUUUUCUUCUAGGAGUCGCAUAUGCGAUUGUCAGUAAGGUAUUUGCCAAUAAUAAUCUUGUGGUUUCUGGUU
Molecule: messenger RNA, 1914 nt
Organism: Phragmites australis (common reed)
Lineage: Eukaryota; Viridiplantae; Streptophyta; Magnoliopsida; Poales; Poaceae
Product: serine hydroxymethyltransferase 4
Exons: 4
Coding region: 89-1669 (526 amino acids)
Biological process (GO): L-serine catabolic process; folic acid metabolic process; tetrahydrofolate interconversion
Cellular component (GO): cytoplasm
Molecular function (GO): cobalt ion binding; glycine hydroxymethyltransferase activity; zinc ion binding
Source: RefSeq, a predicted model, not a curated record